Molecule: messenger RNA, 291 nt
Organism: Clunio marinus
Lineage: Eukaryota; Metazoa; Arthropoda; Insecta; Diptera; Chironomidae
Source: the annotation of a GenBank genome assembly
AUGAGGGAAUUAGAUACUGAAACUCCUGUUGUAUGGCCAGCUUGGGGUUAUCAAUCAGACAAACGUUGUUUGUGGACAACAAAAGGAAGAGAAGAUAGAAAAGAAAUAUCGCAGCAAAUCAUCUUUCAAUCGAAUAAAAUACAAGAAAUUGAGAAAGGUUUUUGUGCCGUUUGUGGCUCGCACACGGCGAUCCUAACAGAAUCGGUUUUAAAUUACGGUGAGAGACAAAAUGAGGGGGAGAAGGAAGAACCAGAAACCGUGUACGCGCACGAGCGAUAUCUUAUAUCGUGA